UGGAGAGAGUGGAGGUGACUGAAACAGAUGUCCCAAGCGUUACUUUCACAUCUGACCAGAGAAAGUCUGAACAACUCCUGCUGCUUCGGGGAGGAUGCUGUAGAGGAGCACACAUCACACUAUAACGUAUUUCUAGAAACUCCAGAGCAGAUCGUGACGAUGACGGCCAUCGAGAGCAAAGAGGAGAUCAGUGACACUGACAGUGGGAUUAUCCUGCACUCUGGUCCAGACAGCCCCACGUCCCCGGUGAAGGACCUGACCACCCACACCAGGGCGCUGAAGUUGAAGCACCAGUCUCUGGAGGAGCGUCUGGAGCUCUGCCUGCUGGAGCUCAGAAAGCUCUGCAUCAGGGAGGCCGAGCUGACUGGUAAACUACCCUCAGACUAUCCUCUGAUGCCUGACGAGAAGCCACCCCGAGUCAGAAGGAGGAUUGGGGCUUCCUUCAAGCUGGAUGAAGGUCUGAUCCAUGUGAACAAACAGGAUCCAGAGUUGCAGGCACUGGAAACUGAGUUGGCUCUUCAGCGGCAGAUUUAUGAGGCGGCCCGCAAACUCUCCCUGGAGGGCCACCUCAGUAAACCACAGAAGAAGAGCCGGCUGCAGCAGUGCAAGAGGGAGGAGAAGAAAGUGAAGGAUCUGCAGGAGGCCGUGGUCCAGCACAGGAUCAAGAGCGAGUGCAACUCACCAUGCGUCAGCAUCUCAAAGAGCCAAAACAAAGAUCUGAACAUGUCUGAUGACAGCUCCCUGUCUGAUGUAGUGGCCUUGGAUGAUGAUGUGGACUCUUCCAGCCCUCUCUCUCCUCCAGUGUUGGGCACCUCCUACUCAGACCCCUUCCACCUGUCAGCCAAGACCCCGCAGUCAUCCCUGCAGUCAUCAAGCCAGCUCAGUGUAGAGUACGAGCGCUCCCCCAUCCAGAACUCUCCGUGGAAAGAGUCCAGUCUGGAUCAGCCUUUUCAGAAGCCCACUAAACCUCAGUCUGCCUGCAGCAGCAGGUCCAGCAGUCCAGCAGGGACCCGAGUGUCUGCAGAGAGCUGCAGGAUUCCUCUGUCUCAGUUUAUCAAAAACGCAGCCCUGCGUCACAACCACUCCACCAGUGCUCCCUCCACCCCUGAGCUGCACGUGCGCCGACAGUACUCCCAGUCCUUCAGACUUCCCAAAAGUAAGCAAGCUGCUGACAAAGAGCGCCUCGGCUCUGAGAACAGUCGAGGGCGAGCCAAGCUGCCCCAGCGGUGCUGCGCGUCUGACUUCAUGGUGCGUUCUCCAGAGUGCUCCCUGCUGCGCCCCUACCAGUCUAGCUCUGAGGACAGCAGCUCGGAGCACUCCUCCUCCUCCUCCUCCAUCAGCUCUCCAGGCAGGGAAGGACCCACUGAGAUCCCAAAGCUCUGCCCGCCACCUUAUGGAUUCCACUUUGGAGCGCAAAAGAAAGCACUCUCCAGCUUCUCCAGCUCGCACAACAACACCAGCCAGUCUCAGUCCAGCCUCGGCUUCAUCAGGGCAGAAGAAGGCCCCCUCUCCCCUCAAGACCUGAACAUGGGGAAGUGCUUUGUGUCCUCCCCACCCGUGGCACGCAGCACUCAGCAAAGACAGUGGCAGGAGGGAGCGCUGUCACCGAGGGGCAUCUUGAAACCUCCUCCACCCUACACCAGGCUGGUGCGAACGCCCUCACUGAAGGAGUACCCAAACCACGCCAUCAGGCUGAUGCCCCGGGAGAUCGUAUCGGAGGAGCUGAAGUCCUGGCAUCAGAGGAACCAGCUGCAGAAGUUACGGCCAAGCUGUGUGGAUCAGCAGAGCGCUCUGAGCCCCACCUCACCUCAUCUGCCUCCAUUUAAACAGGGUUUGGGUAAUGUGGUUCUCCAGAGAGCUGCCGACGGGACUCCAGUACAGUGGUUCAUUGCUGAGGAUGCUGAAAUCGUGAGCCAGGUGUAGCCGAGACUUCUGCUGCUCUGCAGUGUGUUCAGUAGGAUGUGUGUUCUUCCUUUUUAUUUAUCUCUGUAUUUAUUAAGGCUCUCUGUGAGAUUAUAUGUUGACAUGAAGACGUGGACCUAUCGAGCACAUUUCUCUCUCGUCUUUUAAUUUAAACUUAACGUAAGGUGGCAUGCCAGUUUUAUUUAUUUCAAAUAGUUCUCUAUUAGACGUUUCUAAAAUUUCUGAGGUGAAUUAAGCUUCACACAAUUUCAUAAAUGUGUCGAGUGGAUCAUGACGUUUAAAAUAAGCUUGUGGUUUAAAUGAUUUCCUUGUGGCUGGCACACAUUUUGCACACAAACUUCACCUACAGUAGUUCUCAAAUAAGUUUGCCCGUUCCUAAUAUAAUUUUUAAUAUUAUACUAUAUUUAUACAUUCUUGAAAGUUUCCCCCUUGCAACAUAAAGACUUAUUACCAAUGUUUUGAUAAACCUUUGAAAAUGUAUUGCUCUUUUUAAUAUAUAUAGUUGAAAUUUAACUUUAUCUGUCUGAUGUGAAGUACGCUGAAUCUUAACAUUUGCUAUUAACUUUUAACAAUUAAUCACUGAUGCCUUAAACAGUGGUUUGAUGAAUGUUUUCACUGAAGUAUGGU
Acanthopagrus latus (yellowfin seabream) is the source of this 2550-nucleotide messenger RNA. It is a transcript of the gene inavaa, whose product is annotated as innate immunity activator a. The transcript has 10 exons. NCBI's taxonomy places the organism in Eukaryota, Metazoa, Chordata, Actinopteri, Spariformes, Sparidae. Bases 28 to 1923 code for a protein of 631 amino acids. Gene Ontology annotation, biological process: positive regulation of protein ubiquitination; adherens junction maintenance. The record is from RefSeq and is a predicted model, not a curated record.